Molecule: messenger RNA, 949 nt
Organism: Drosophila sulfurigaster albostrigata
Lineage: Eukaryota; Metazoa; Arthropoda; Insecta; Diptera; Drosophilidae
Exons: 2
Coding region: 119-661 (180 amino acids)
Source: RefSeq, a predicted model, not a curated record
AUUAGGAAACAGUUCUAGAGCAACACGACACUCACGUUGUUGGCUUAUCGGAGCAAGCGUUGGGCUGCGAGUGAUAAGCCAACUGCUCGAAUACUAGUUGUAGUGCAGUUUGUUGGCAAUGCUGAGAAUGCUGACAAUGCCAGGCAGCUGGCAGCGCUUGGGAGGCCGCUUGGGGCAGAUCUGCCUUGGAGUUGGACUGCUGUUGCAACUGGCGGCCGCGAUGCGUUGCAAGGUGCCCUACGAAAAGGUGCAACAGAAUUAUUGUUACUACAUUGCAGACGAAGAUCCCUUGCCAAGUUCGUUUAGCAACUUUUGCUACCAGGACAAGCGCACGUCACGCGUGUGCCUCGAGAGCGAGGACGAGAUGCACGUCUUGGCCAAUUAUCUAUACGAGAGCGGCUUCCAGAACGGCACGCAAUUCUGGAGCGCCGGACAUCGUUGGCCCGGCGAUUUGCAGUUCUAUUGGAAUUACUUUGGACGCGCCCGAGCCAUUAACUACACCAACUGGCUGGAGGAUGAGCCGACGCCCCGCAUGGGACUCAACUGCAUGCUGCUCACGCUGCAGUCCGGGCAGCUCUACAUGAGCAGCGCCUCCUGCCACGCCCACGCAGUCGACAUAUGCGAGCAGCUGCUCGUCAACGAGCCUACAGUGAUGCACUGAAAGCCCAGCGGAGAUCAGACUGCUCAGAUACCCACCAGUUGUUGAAGUUGCUCAAGCUACUCUCAGAUGUUGCGGCAACAUGUUGCUGCAGCAUGUUGCCAUCGAAGUCUUAUCGCCUUAUAUAAACCUAAACUCUCGCGGAAUAUAAUAAUAACAAGUGCGCGUCUUAUCUGUUAAUGUUGAAUCACUCUGUCUACAGUUUAAAAUGAAAUAUGAAAGCUACAGUGUGCCUGGCAGUGAGAUACACGCUACCCAUUUUAAAUAAAAGCCUAACAUUGCGGUAUUCAU